GUGGCCAGACCUGCCGAGGGGGACACAGGAUGUGAGAGCUAAUAGGAGUAUCUAACGGGACAUGCGGACCGGACCGGUUUCUUCUAAUAUUUCAAGUGCUGUUUGUGUGAAGGCGUGAAGCUCCGCCAUGCCGCUGGUGAAGAGGAACAUCGAGCCCCGUCACCUCUGCCGAGGGGAGCUCCCCGGGGGAAUUGGCAGCGAGCUGGAGUGCGUCAUGAACAACACGCUCUCCUCCAUCAUCCGGCAGCUCAGCAGCCUGAGCAAACACGCAGAGGAUAUAUUCGGCGAGCUGUUUAACGAGGCCAACACCUUCUAUCUGCGCGCCAACUCCCUGCAGGACCGCAUCGACCGGCUGGCCGUCAAGGUCACACAGCUGGACUCCACCGUGGAAGAAGUUUCCUUACAGGACAUCAACAUGAGGAAAGCCUUCAAGAGCUCCACCACUCAGGACCAGCAGGUGGUGUCCAAGAGCAGCGUGCCCAUUCCUGUGAAGGAGAUAUACAACCUGAGUGAUAAGCCUCCGCCACUCAACAUCCUCUCAUCCUACAGGGAUGAUAACAAGGAAGCGCUUAAGUUCUACACCGACCCCGCCUACUUCUUCAGCUUGUGGAAGGAGAAGAUGCUCCAGGACACGGAGGAUAAAAGGAAAGAGAAGAGGAAGCAGAAGGAGCAGAGGCGUUGUGUGGAUGGAACGUUGCAGAGGGAGGUGAAGAAGGUCCGAAAGGCGAGGAACCGUCGGCAGGAGUGGAACAUGAUGGCUCUGGAUAAAGAGCUGAGGCCGGACCACCGUCACACCAUACACCGCGACAGAGGGGCUUCCUCCGAGGGCUCCAUGUCCCCAGAGAACAGGGCUCACGGUCCCGAUCAACACCACUACCCCAACAUGAUGAACCACGGCCACGCCCACACCUACUCCGGCCCCCCGCCAAGCGCCCUGGCCGCCCAGAUGGCCGCGGCUGGACACGCCCCCCGCGGCGGAGGUGAACACGAUAUGAGGGGAAGGGCCAUGAUGGGCUACCAGGGCGGGACACUGGGGCGUUCCCACCACCACCAAGUCCCGCUGCCUCCUCCACCCGCCGAGGCUAUGAACGGUGGCUCGAUGUCCCUCCCACCGAUGGACUACAGCAUGGAUGGCUAUGCCAACACCGGCCCUCCUCCUCCCCCCCCAGCCCCUCUCAUCCCUUCUGCCCAAACGGCAUUUGCCUCGCCCCCCGGGGGUCCAAUGCCCCUGGGGCAAAUGGGCGGCGCUGGUGGCUUCGCUCUGCCUCCACCGCCUCUAUGUGGAGGCCAGGCCGCUCCGCCUCCCCCCGGUCCUCCACCUCCGCCCCUUCCGGCCGGUGCCUCUCACUCCACAACCCGGAAGAUGUCUUCCUCCGCUCCCGCUGAGACCUCAGCGGUGGCCGACGCCCGCAGUGAUCUGCUGGCUGCCAUACGUAUGGGCAUCCAGUUGAAGAAGGUGCAGGAGCAGCAGGAGCAGCAGGCAAAGAGGGAGCCGGUUGGAAACGACGUGGCCACCAUCCUCUCCCGACGCAUCGCCGUGGAGUACUCCGACUCCGAGGACGACUCCGAGUUGGAAGAGAACGAUUGGUCGGAUUAACGUACAUGCAAAAAAAAGGGAGAAAAA
Pungitius pungitius (ninespine stickleback) is the source of this 1624-nucleotide messenger RNA. RefSeq names its product WASP family member 3b (gene wasf3b). Gene Ontology annotation, molecular function: protein kinase A regulatory subunit binding; Arp2/3 complex binding; actin binding. NCBI's taxonomy places the organism in Eukaryota, Metazoa, Chordata, Actinopteri, Perciformes, Gasterosteidae. The coding region runs from base 128 to 1597 and encodes 489 amino acids. The record is from RefSeq and is a predicted model, not a curated record. Gene Ontology annotation, biological process: positive regulation of Arp2/3 complex-mediated actin nucleation; actin cytoskeleton organization. Gene Ontology annotation, cellular component: SCAR complex; cytoskeleton. The transcript is spliced from 9 exons.